Sordaria macrospora k-hell is the source of this 3165-nucleotide messenger RNA. The record is from RefSeq and is a predicted model, not a curated record. NCBI's taxonomy places the organism in Eukaryota, Fungi, Ascomycota, Sordariomycetes, Sordariales, Sordariaceae.
AUGCUACCGGACCGAAGCAAUCCGAAGCGAAGGCGGCUGGAAAGCAGUUCAUCUGGUGAGAGUGUCAACAUUGGAUUUGCUUCUAACUCCGGCGGAGAAUGGCCUAGCUACCUUUACCUAACGCCCAGCGCGGGAGUUGCCGCACCGUCAGCCAACUCAUUUCCCAGUCUCCCAUACCCUCCAAAUCCUUCUUGUCUUUCGUUAGAGUCACAGUCCUACUCGCAGUACACGGCAAUUGCCACGCCGGUAUCAAGCUCGUCACCGGAUCCGCUGACUACCUUUUCACUAGAACAACAUGUUUGGUCGCAGCCCGUGGCCAUUGGUGCAUCAACAACGGCUGUAUUAGACGCACAGCUAUAUUGGCCAUUCACAUGGAAUACACACCCAUCCCUUUCCAUUCCGGAUCCGUGGGACACGUGGUCACCAAAUUCACCCUUCCAGGAACAAGCCACGGGAAUAACACCAGGGGCAUCACAAACAGUACCAUCGUCAUUGCUACCCGAAUCCCCACUCAAGUCUCUGUGUGAAGCCUCUACUACUGGGCAUCACCCGAGCUCCGAUUCCUUCCAUGAUGUUCCGGCUCAAGACCAACAAGAGCUGGUCUGUUUUGGCGAGCUUCCAGGUAUACCCGCAAGAUUUGACCGCCAUUCACCUUGGAACAGCUCUACGUCCUGCUCGCAUCUUCGAGUCACUUUGAACUCUUCGUCUCAGUUUUCUGGCAAGGUUGACGAUCAGGAGUUUUCAGGGACAAUUCUUGCCGACAUAACUGACGACAGCCACGAUUGGACAUUGUUGACGGAUGCUUUGCUUAACGAGUCCGGCAUUGAACUGAGUGUGAUCUGUCUUAAAGGCGCAUACCCACUCCACCAAGAUGUGCAACACAAGGCUUCCAAAGACUUCAGAAAAUCAAUGCACUGCAAACUUUUAAUCACCAUAUUCGGUUCUCUGGAAAUGUUUGAGGAUAUUGGGAGCUUCUUUCAAGAAUACGAGGUUUAUUUGCAGGAUCCAACGCAACCCGGAAAGAUGAUCUGGACAUCCGAUCUGGGGAAAACAACAACCCAACUAGUCGAGCUUGCUAAAACUCUACCAACCCCAGGGAUUCUGGAUGCUAUAACAUCUGCUCAAGACCUUCCAGAGGCAGACCAACCUCGAGCAAUUCAAACAACUUUGGCAAGGCAUCAAAGGCAAGCUUUGACAUUCAUGCAAAGAAGAGAGGAGGGCUGGUCACUCAACGGGGAACGUCAAGAUAUUUGGAAGUAUGUGGAAAAUCGAAUCGGAGAUGGAAGCUUUGUGAAUCGGAUAUCUGGGUCGCAUCAAUGUGAAGAACCGGAGGAGUUCCAGGGCGGUAUAAUUGCUGACCCGAUGGGCUUGGGGAAAACUCUGACCAUGAUUGCUCUGACGGCGAGUGAUCUGAUGUGCGCCUCACUUAUCCCUAGGCAGACCGUAAUGCCGCGGGCUGGUCAGACACUAGUGGUUGUUCCACCACCGCUUUUAGGUACAUGGGAAGAGCAACUGGCAGAGCACGUGGUGCCUGGAGCCUUUUCAUGGUACCGACACCACGGAAACGACAGGCUUACCGCAUCAAACGACCGUCACCAACCCACAAUUGUUCUCACAACGUAUCAUACUGUUUCAGCUGAGUGGAAGAAAGCGGGUGAAAAUGCCACUUCAUGCAUCUUCUCCAGGCGUUGGCGAAGAAUCAUCUUAGACGAAGCCCAUUUCAUCCGAAACCGCAAUUCCCAAAUGGCGCAUGCUAUAUGUGCCCUCGAUGGGGAGUCUCGCUGGGCCGUCACAGGAACGCCCAUCCAGAACAAACUCUCCGAUAUAGCGACUUUGCUUAAGUUCUUGAGGAUCUAUCCAUAUAGUGAAAAGACAUGCUUCGACGCUGAUAUCACACAUCUUUGGAAGACCGAGCAAGCCGAGGAGGCACUAAAGCGCUUUAAGCGCUUAGCGAGUUGCUUGAUUUUGAGGCGACCAGCAACCACCAUCCAGCUGCCGGCAAGGCGCAACCUGCAGUGCCCGGUAGAGUUCCUUCCGGCUGAAAGGGAGUUGUAUCAGGAUAUUCGCAACAAAACCGUUGAGCGCCUUGAUGAGCUCUUGUACGCAGACAAUGCUGACGGCGUGCGAUCACCCUCGUACGUCAAUGUUCUCCAGCAGAUUGAGGCCAUGCGAAUGGUAUGCAAUCUUGGGUUGUAUUACCGCUCCCGCCAUGACACCGAGGUUCAGGACAUAUCACCUAUAAGCCAAUCAACCGAUACCACUUGGAACAGCGCGGUGGCCCAAAGAGCGCUCAAACUUCAGCUAGGAAUAGACCCAGUGCGCUGUAAGGAUUGCAAAGUCUCACUCGACGAGACUGUCAGUCUUUUAGGCGAUACUUCUGGAGCACAGAGAUUGCAACAGCCCCUCUACUCGCAAUGUAUGAAGUUCGUGUGCUCGGAUUGUAUUUCCAAACGUCGAGGCGCGCCGCCCAUUUGCGACCAUAACCCAAUAUGCCCGUUCGCCUCGAUAUCACUAAGUGCCAUCACUGCCGACGAAUCAUCGGAGCCAGCCGACGCACUCUUAAAUGGGAAGAACUUGAUGUCGCCGCUUGAGAUGCCCGCAAAGGUCAAGUCGCUUAUUUCGCAGCUCAGGCCCUUGCCAUAUGAAACCAAAAGCGUCGUCUUUUCAACCUGGAGAACCACCCUGGAUGUUAUCGAGGCCGGACUCAAGACCGAGGGGAUACCAUGCCUUCGCUUCGACGGCAAAGUUCCGCAAAGAGAGCGACAAAAUGUCGUCAACCGGUUCCGACAAGAUCCAUCUUGCAGAGUUCUGCUAUUGACGCUUUCUUGCGGCGCCGUCGGACUUACACUAACGGUCGCUUCCUACGCCUUCCUAAUGGAACCUCAUUGGAACCCAACACUCGAGGAACAAGCUUUGGCGCGAAUCCACAGAAUGGGCCAGACACGUGAAGUCACCACCGUUCGGUUUUACGUCAGAGACUCGUUCGAGGAGAGAGUCAUGGAAGUCCAAGAAAAGAAAAGGAAGCUGGUAACAGUGUUGCUGGCUCCCCAUGGCCAAGAAGAGGAAGAGGAUGUAGGAUCGCUACAGGUGAGUUUCUCACAACAGGCCGCUUCCACCACUGAUGUCCCCACAACUAGUGCGCUAACGGGAACGUUUAGCACCUGA